UCAUUUGGACGACACUUGUCAUUGUCCAUGUAUCCAAAUAACGCGCCAUUAUUGAAAAGACUGUCAGAAAAUAAUUUAUUUAAAAAGCCAAUAAGUAAAUGACAAGAAAUGGCGGACUGGGAUGACAUUAAAACUGAGUUUGGUGGUGAUGAGACUGCAGCAUUUGGGCCACGGAAAGAAACUGGCUCCGCCCUUUAUCAGAUUGACACAGUGGCAACUAUUGCUUGCCGCGAUCAGGGAAAUACAGUUGUGCCUACUGCCGCCUCUAGUGUCCUGGGGGAUGUAACUUGCCUUGCAGUAGAUAAAAACCUGGUCUUGAAUACCUCAUCCAUUCUCAGUCUAGAGUCGGCAGUGGAAGUUGUGGAAUGGAGCCCAGACUGCAGUCUUGUUGUACUAGGGCUGAAUGGUGGUCGCAUGUAUGUGCUGGAUGCAGAGACAACCGAAAUCAUAUUCUCAAUGAAUUUAGUUUCUCAUGAUCGACAUGUUGGUGGCAAAGCAUUUAGGAGUAUAAUUUUCACAGCCACAUUACACCUGGUGAUACUCACUGCAGAUGGACAGCUUAUUGUACAACCAGAUGUACAGCUUCACAAGUCUGAGAGUGGUGACUUACAGAACAUGAUCACAGAUAAUCUGAUGCUGGCAAACACCAAGCCCUACCACUCUCAUGUCUAUGACAUGGUCGUUCACAACAGGAACAUUUACACACUGGGUGGAGGUGAUAGUACAAUCUGUGUCUGGAACUUCAGCGAUGGAAGCCUGGUCCUCGUCGAUGAAACUGGAUCUUUCUUGGAGAAUGAUAGUGAGCUUAUGUGUGGUAAAAUCACCACCGAUGGCCACUAUAUAUUUGCCAUUGACUCGGAUCACCAUAUCUGUGUUCUGGAUGCAGUGAUGCUAAUAUGUGUAAAAAGAUACACUGGCCUGAAGGUGGAAAAUAUAUGCCUUCUGGAGACAAACACAUCCCAGAACAACAAUAUGGAAGACAUGAAGCUGGUGCUGGUCACUCGUCCACGUCCUGGCGGAGUGUGCACUGUGCAGGUCCGGUCACUCCCUGCCUGGGAAACUGUAUAUGACCUGCAGUUGUCUGCCCCUACAUACCUAUCCAGCUGUAACACCUUUCAGGACGCUCUCUACCUGAUUGAGUUUUGUGCCACAGAAGGAUUGCCAGGUACAGUGAGCACUGUGAGAUACAGGAGACUCAGUGAAACAGAUCCAAAAACAAGGCUUUACAGAAUUCUGCAGAAGAACAAGUUUGAAGAAGCAGAGAAUUUUGCCAAUCUUUUUCACCUGGAUAUAGAGAUAGUGCACAAGGUGAAGGCCAACUACAUCAUAGACCAGCUGUCCCCAUGGAAUGUGGAGCUGUACAGCAAGCAGGAGGUGGAGGACAAGCUGUCCCAACUCUGGGUCUGCCUGGACACAAUAGUGGAUGAUGUGCACACUGCAGAGACCUGUAUGAGAGCCUUUCUGCCUACAUUCAAGGAUACAAACAGACUUCUCACCUACUGCAAAGCUCGCCUGGACAAGUGUUCAAGUUCUAAAGAAGUUGCAGUAACGGAAAAACAGCCGAAUUUGUAUAGUAAGUUGCUGGAGAUCAAGAGAAGACUGCUGACAUUCAAGUUGGCCUAUGGAGAACACAGCUUUACUGGAGACCUGUGGCAGCAGUUCAUCCAUGCAGACAUCAUGAAGGAGGCUCUUGGGCUACUGGAACAGGGGCAGUUCCCUCCUGCCUUCAUCAUCUGGAACAGGCACCAGUGUAACUGGUCUGCCGAGAGGAUGAGUGGCCCCCUGAUCCAGAAGAUCCUGUCUCUGCUACACUUCCACAAGGUGCCCUCGUCAGACCUGCAGGACUAUCUCAGCUCGGGGCUCAUCCCUGCAGUGGUCCGCCUUGCCCCACAUACACUGAUUGACAUCAUUGAUUUUGUGAUUGAGAUAGCUAAGAGCAUGGAGACCAAGGAUAAAGAUCACUGGCCCCUGAAUGCGAUAGGCUUUGCCAGCAAGCUACAUGCCCAACUGCAGGACGCCACGUCGCCUAUGACGGAGGAGGACACUUGCAUGGCUGAGGACAGCGCACACAAGACCCAGGUGAAUGCAGAGGAAAUUCUGAGUCCUCUUGCCACCCUGAUAGUGAAACUGCGCCAGCUUGACAACGUCAUUCACAAGUACAAGUGUCGUCUGUCCCUCUCACAGUUCCUCAAGGAAACAGAGGAGUCUAUUGUGUUUCGCAUGCUGGACAAAGUUGUUGCCCUUGAGUUGAUCAGUCAGACACUGGAAAGGCAGAUACGUCCGUACAUUGCUGAACAUGGCUUGAAUCAGAACCAGAUAUUCUCCAAGUACAUCAUGGACCUCUUGGAGCGUUACAGCCAGGUACAGAGUUUUGGAGCCGACAUUGCCUGGGAGGCAAAGGCAGCAGCUGUCAUGGACUGUAUCUCUGACAUUGAGCAAAAGAUCAAUGGUGUGCUGGCUAUCAUCCAGUGGGCUCCCAUCCCAUGGAGUUCUCGGGUGGAGUCCAUAGUGCAGAGUGGUCUGCAGCUUAAACACUGCAAGGUGCACUGUAUACAAGACAAAGUGAAGCAAGUCUCAGUGAGGAAGGUCCUCAUGAAGUAUGGACUGAAGAAUGUGGAGGUGCCACAGGACGCUGCCAGUGUGGAGCAUUUAGUGAACGUGAUGUUGACACAAGACCUGCCAGGCUGCAUAGAGAACUGCCUGGAGAUCAUCAAGUACACCGAUCUGGACAUCAAGGAUAGGAUGUACACCUUUAGAAUGAGGCAGUACAUAGAGAUGGAUAGGCUAGAUGAGGGUCUGCAGCUUGUUGAGACUUUGACCUCUGACCUUGGGGUGAAGGUUGCAAGAAGUAUUGUGGGCCUGACUGAUGUGAUCCUUACAGAGACUGUCAUGAUUUCCCAACUUGAUGACAAGUACAAGAAACAAAAACGGUUGUACACAGAAGCAGCGAUUCAUUUGCUGAAGUAUUUACAGACCAAGGAAAAGAACCACAUUGAGUUGCUGGACCUUCAGACUGAGGAGGCCUUGUAUAUCAAACUGAGGGCCCUUCAAACUGAGUUUGGAGAGUACAUGAGCCUGGACGAGUACCGGGAUGAGGAGAGUAGAGAGCUUGUGAUGGACACCUACUUCCUGAAGUAUCACCAGGCUCUUGUGCAGGAAACUGGGGCUCUUACCUCAGUCCAGUUAUACAGAUUGGCAGACAUACUACAGGUGUCGAGAAUAGCCUUACAAGGUCAGUUGGCAAUCAAACUGGCCACAGAUGGACAUAUUGACACUGCAGUGCAAAUCUGUAGGGACCUCUAUGAGGCUAGCGUGACUCCUAGCCUAGCGGCCACCAUGAUAGACGUUGUACGAGUGUUGCUGCAGCUGCAGGCAGAGGUUGACCCAGAUUCAGACAUUGUCGACUGCAACAAGCUGCGUCUGCUACCUGAUGUCUGCCACUGUUUAGCCAGCAAGGCCCUCUGCAUCUGUGAAUCAGGCCUGGAGCUGUGUGAGUACCUGGAGGUGGCACGGAUCUGUUCCCUGCAGCUGGCAGUCAGCAGGCAGUGUGAGGCCGGAGAGGACUCCCUCUCUCUUGAAUGGGGUGUGGUACAUGAGAGCCAGACAGAUGAAGAAUGGAGUGGUCUCAACCUGGACGUGUUUAGUGAGGAUGCCCUCAUUAUGACCUCUGGCACUGCAAUACCCCUGGUGGCAAGAUAUGCAGUACAGAACCCCCUGAUUUUUGACACGCAAUCUGGUGAUGACGAGAAGAGUAAGGGAGAUGGAGCCACUCCUCACAUAGAGCGUCUGUGUGCCAGUGUGGUUCCCAUAGUGCAGCAUCUCCGUGGUAACAGCCACCUGCAGCUGGCACACACGUUCUCCCUCCACAUGCUCUCCACUAUGCUACAGCACGUACAGCAGCUGUAUAUUGGGGAAAGGGACCAGGCAGAGGAUGACAAAGACGUGCAUGCUGCUAACUGGAAGGCCUUCACAGAGCUGAAUAACACCAGCCAGGUCAUGCUGAAGGAUCUCACUUUCACCCUUGUUAUGAAGAUCUUCAACAGUUCCAGAGUUGACUCCCAUCUUGCCUUCAUGUUUCUUUGCAAUCGUCCAAAGCGUGAAGUCAUGGAUGUGAUGAUGCGACUGACAAAGUCUGCUGGGCAGCAGUACAAGAAGCUCAGGGCAAUUGCGGGUCUUGGCAUCUGUCUGGGCCAGGCUCUAAAGGAACCAACCAUGAUCAGCAGCUGUCAGGAGCUUGAGAACAAUGCCUCCUGGGGAUACAGACUCUCCAAAAUGAAGAUCUCAUUCAAGGAUGCCAUUCUUAGCCCCAACAGUGAGAAGACUAAGCUACUUCCGGCCAUUGCACAGAAUCAUGCUGCAGAUACAGAACUUGUCAGGGAAUUCUGUCGUUCAUUUAAGCUUGAUGAAGACGAGGGACUGUUACUGUACCUUGAUCACCUGUUUGUGGCUCCUGACGACGGUGCCAGAGAUCUGGACGCAAGAAUGGCAGUAAUAGCUCGGGCCCAAGGGGCCAUUGCAAAAAUCAAGAACAAAGAUGAGCUUCUGUUUAAAAUAAAGAAGAUAUAUAUGAGGACAAGUGCCUAUGACUAUGAGAGCCUGAGGUUCACCUUGGAGACGAUAAAGAAGCAGGCUGGAACUGACCUGGAGGACAUUCCUAUAGACAAGGGCCUGAAGCUGCUUGACUACCUGAAGGUGUACUCCCGAGUGUCCCCACCCUCGGACUAUGAGACAGAGUUCAAAAUGGGGGGAGACAAAAAGGAAGCCCAGAUAUUCUUGAGCCCUAUGCCAGCUGAGAGCCAGACACGCCUUCCCCUCCACCCUCUACUGCAUGGAGACCCUUGGAAGAUCAUCACACCAGAGCUUAGGAAGGAUACGCUUGACACAUGGCUUCAUACAGCUCAGCUUCUAACACUGUCCCCCGACCAGAUCUGCCUGCUGACUCUGCACAAUAUGGUGAACGUGUACACGGAGACUUUCACCAGCCCAGACGGGGGCUCAAACAUGUCCCAGUGGCAUUGGAAGCCUGAACAGGUCAAUCAGAGGCUACUUCAGGAUCUGAUGCAUAUUGUGAAAAGCAACAAGAACAUUGAGAAUUCCCUGGCCUGUGCAAAGUGGAUGGUCAACAAACUGCCAUUGGGUUCAGAGAAGGUGCUUGUCUUGAAAUAUUGCAUCACUUUGGCGGAGCUAUGGCAUCAUAGCAUUCCUGAGAAGAGUGCCAAAAGGGAUAAGGCCAUGCAGGCGUACCUGAAGUUCAAAGGUCACUGGCAGAAAAUGGCCUCGGCCCAGGCUCUGUGCCUGAACGGUUUGGGGGAGUCUGACUUGCUGCAGAUGACUGACAAGCCCACACAGCUCAUACAGAGGCUGUACGAGCACCCCAGCAUCACCACGGCAACGUGGGCCUCGUCUGAUGAGAAACCAGACAUCCACAGUGCGGCCCAGAAGGUUGCUGAGAUCAACAACAUUCGCCUGGAUCUCAUACAGCACAGCCUCAUAGAAAAGUGGCUGCAGUCAGGGGUUCAGGCUGCACAGGAGACAGAUACUACCAUGACUUUCAGUCUUGAGAAUUUGAAGAUGACAGCAGAGACACUGAUGGAUGACAAGACUUCAAAUGAAGAGGAGAAUUUCAAACGGAUCAUACAUCUUGUGCAGAGAGAAAACAGAGAAUCAAACUUAUUGAAAUUGUUUGACUUUGCUCUGCAACCGAAGGAGGGUCGAGACACAGGCUGCUGUAUAUUGGCUCUCCGCUGCCUUCUUCAUCUGUGUGACAACGACACCAUGAUCAAGGAAUGCAACAAGAGUCUCGAUGACAUCAGGAAGCUGAUGUAUGUGAUGAUCUACCUGUCUGGUCUGGAGAGGCUGCACAUCAGACAUACGGUGGAUACCUUCAUCUCCUGUCAGAAGGAGGCCCUCGUCAGGGGACUAUGGAAGAACCACAGCCACGAGAAAAGUGCUGUGAGCCUGGUCUCCAGCCUGUGUCUGGAUUACAACAUUUAUGACCUUCAACUGUGGACCAGUAUACUACAGAGACUUCAUUCAUUUGGCUUGAUACGUCAACUGGAGUAUAUCCUGCUAAGACUAAACAAUGUCCCAGAACUGUGGCAGAUACCUGCAUUCCCCAAAAUGUGGUUUACAGUCAUUUCUACUUCUUUGCUGAAAGUGAGUGCACCUCUGUCCAAGGAGCAGACAGAUGCCACUGUCCAUGCCUUUAACCAGCUACUCAGCUGCCCUGUGCUGGACGACAUUGAUGGCGAGAGCCUGUCCAGGAUGUACCAGAGGCUGGAGUUGCCUGCCCUUGCCUUGGGAUGCCUGCUGCUGUCUGGACAACCAGAGAGUGUCAAGAUCUUUGCAUCUCAAUAUGGAAAGGAGACCAUGGCUAAUUUGCUGACUCUGCAUACAGUGAAUGGGCUCAAUAAAGGACUGGUGAACAAGAUCUCGGACGUUCUGUAUGGAGGGAUUCUGGAGAGCAGCAGUUUCCACCUGGUGUUGGGCACCGUCCAUCAGAAGGCCUUUGUCAGCUACUGUAUAGGGCAGAGAAACAUUGACACUCUCCUGGGAUUUGCUUUGCAAAACGGCAUGGUACUGGAGGCCCAGGGACUGGUGACUAUCUACGUAAACAAGUACACUGACAUCACCAUGAGGAUUGCCAAGUACAUUGAUGUGGAUGAAGAGGAGCAGAACCAGGGUCUUACCACUCUCAAGGCAUAUCUAAUGAUGCAGAAGAUGCAUGAUGCUCUUGCAACUCUGACAAAUUGAGAGUUCCAGUUUAAUGUGAAUUGUAUGGAAUCAUAAAAGAAUUUCUAAAUAUAAUUAUUAGAGACAACUAUAAUUUAAUUACAAAAACUGUAAACUUUGAUGCAUGUUAUGAGUGAAUACAUGUCAAAUUUGUACAAUAGUGUUCUUGCUUAACAGCCAGUAACUGUUGAUAUUGUUUGCAUCAUAUUUGAUGUAGAAUGAAAUGAGGUUAUAAUCUUGCCUGUGUAUAAUCAAUAUAAUCUUGUUAUGAUUUUUUCAAUCUUUGUAUGCAUAAUUGAUAAAGCUAGAAUGUUCAUUGAUUAUGUUUACCGUUUGCAUUUAUACUGGUUUUGCUUGACAAUUGAGUGCUUAUUGUUGUUAUUUAUUAUACAUAAUAUAUUUGUGUUGCUAUCUUACAUACAUGCAUACAAUUAAACAUUAUAUUCAA
Messenger RNA from Dreissena polymorpha, 7180 nucleotides. Its product is annotated as kinetochore-associated protein 1-like. The coding region runs from base 109 to 6753 and encodes 2214 amino acids. The transcript is spliced from 64 exons. The record is from RefSeq and is a predicted model, not a curated record. Gene Ontology annotation, biological process: protein localization to kinetochore involved in kinetochore assembly; mitotic spindle assembly checkpoint signaling; mitotic sister chromatid segregation. Gene Ontology annotation, cellular component: RZZ complex; cytoplasm; kinetochore microtubule. Lineage: Eukaryota; Metazoa; Mollusca; Bivalvia; Myida; Dreissenidae. Gene Ontology annotation, molecular function: small GTPase binding.